Arctia plantaginis is the source of this 1821-nucleotide messenger RNA. NCBI's taxonomy places the organism in Eukaryota, Metazoa, Arthropoda, Insecta, Lepidoptera, Erebidae. The record is from the annotation of a GenBank genome assembly.
AUGCAAAAUUUGCCAAAAACUAUUAAAUCUUGUGGCAACACAUCAAACUUGCUUAGUCACGUAAAAAAUAUCCACAAGGCUGCCUUUUUGGAUAUGAAUAAAGAAUAUUCACAAGUGUUGAGCAAUGUCAACUUACUAAAUAUCCACAGUGAAACAAUUACAAAAACAAAUGAAGCAGACUCUGAACCUGCUGUUCCCAGCCCUGAACCACUGCCAUCAAUAAGUACAGCUGUGUCAAAAUAUAUCCAUGUCGAUAAUCCUGUACCUCCGCCAUUAAAACGGCAAAAGUCGAUUGAUGAAAGUUUCAAAAAUAUAUCUGCUUAUUCGGAAAGCGGCAAUAAAACUUUGCAAGUCAAUAAUGCCCUCAUCUACAUGAUUUGCAAAGAUAAUCAACCUUUCACGAUUGUAGAAAAUGACGGAUUUCGUAAUAUUAUGAAAAUAACUGCACCGCAUUACAAGCUUCCAAGUAAGACAACAUUGACUCGCUGGGUUGAUGACAAAUAUGAUGCAUUAUCAGCUGUGUUUAAAAAUAAAUUAAAAUGUUUAGAAAAUAUAACACUUACAACCGAUAUGUGGACAGAAACAAUGAGUAUGAGAAGCUUUCUUGGAAUUACAGGUCACUUUGGUAUAUGUACCGAAAUUUUUUCUAUUACUCUUGGAGUAUAUCAGUCAUUUGACCCUAACACUUCGAAUCAUAUUGCUGAGAUGCUUCUGAAGUCUUGUUCUGAAUGGGACAUUGACGUUGAUAAAGUUUCGGCUGUAGUAACGGAUAACGCAGCAUCUAUGAUUAAGGCGGUCGAUCUGGCCUUUGGUAAAAAACACAUACCGUGUUUUGCGCACACUUUAAAUUUAGUUGCGUUAAAUGCGAUACAACACUGUCCAGAAUUACAAAAUCUAAUAACUAAGGUCAAGACCAUUGUAACAUGGUUCAAACAAAGUAAUACAGCAAGCAAUGAAUUAAGAAAAGCCACAGAAAAAGAAACAAAGUUAAUUCAAGAAGUUUCAACAAGAUGGAACAGCACUUAUUAUAUGAUUGAGAGAUUUUUAGAGUUACGCAUUGUAAUCCAUGAUAUAAUAUUUCGUCAUAGAACAGCGCCACCUAUGCUCAAUGCAUCAGAACUGUCAGUUCUUUCUUCUGUGUUACUAGUCUUAAGACCGCUCGAAGCUGCUACUAAAGAAAUUUCUGGAGACAGAUACUGCACAAGCAGCAAGGUGAUUCCGUUAGUUCAUUGCUUAGUUUUAAAAAUCCAACCUCUCCAAUUGGAAGACUCACUUGCCAAUGAAUUGAAAUCGUUUGUGCUUAAUGAAAUUGAAAAAAGAAUGGGCGCUAUCGAAAGAGUAACUCCACUCGCCAUAGCAACUGUAUUGGAUCCCAGGUAUAAAAAAAUUCAUUUCAGAGACGCACUUGCUUGCUCUACAGCAGUCGCAAAAAUUAAAGACUUGAUGAAAAAUACUACACAAAAUGUCGAAAUGUCCGAAUCAGAUUCUGAUCAAUCUGAAAAACAAGAAGAGAGUUUUUCCUUAUGGGAUCAUCAUCACAAACUAGUAAGCAAGAGUUGGAAAUCAUCACAAUCAGAUGAUGCAAUUUCUGAUGAAUUAUCGAUCUACUUGCGUAGUCCAGUAUCAGGAAGGCUCAAUGAGAAUCCUUUAGAGAUUUGGCAAGAUCUAAAAAUUCAAUUUCCUAAGCUUUAUAAGAUUGCCUUCAAAUACUUAACUAUUGUCGGAACUUCUGUUCCAUCCGAACGUUUAUUUUCAAAGGCUGCUCAAAUAGUCAAUCAACAAAGAAAUAGAAUGAAAGUAAGUGAACUUGGUAUCAUAUGA